This is a messenger RNA of Rhizopus microsporus ATCC 52813, 4044 nucleotides long. Its product is annotated as WD40 repeat-like protein. The record is from RefSeq and is a predicted model, not a curated record. The transcript has 11 exons. Gene Ontology annotation, molecular function: protein binding. Bases 1 to 4044 code for a protein of 1347 amino acids. NCBI's taxonomy places the organism in Eukaryota, Fungi, Mucoromycota, Mucoromycetes, Mucorales, Rhizopodaceae.
AUGCCUGAUUUGGUCGAAAAUGAAUUCAAUCGAGAUAAAUUAAGAAGAAGAAAAUCAGAUUCCAACCUGCUCACACAGAGCAUUAAUAGCAACAAAAGAGAAAGACUAUCUCAGCAACCAUUUUCGUUCAAAAGACAACUCUCUCAUUUGAAUGAAACUGAUAAACCAGCAGACACCUUUUAUGAUGCACUCGAAAUCAAGUUUCAUCACUCAGUAGGGUCAAUGAGUAUAAGUCCUGCUUCGAGAGACGUUGUAUUAGCAGGACGACAGGGUUUAGUCAUUAUUGAUCUUGAAGAUCCAUGGCUCAUUCCAAGAAUUGUUCCUCACAUGUCCAAGUGGGAAGUAGCUGAUGUUCAAUGGAGCCCGCAUAUGGCUCGAGAAUCAUGGAUUGCUUCAACCUCUAAUCAAAAGCUACUGGUUUGGAACUUGAACUACACAGGCACAAGAGCGAUUGAACACGUAUUUCAUGCACAUGUUAGAGCUAUUUCCGAUAUCAACUGGUCCCUCCAUCACCCAGACAUUCUUGCUACAUGCUCGGUAGAUACCUAUGUUCACCUAUGGGAUCUACGAGAACCGUUAAAAGAUCAAGAAGAGGAUGCGGAUAGACAUAUGCGACCAAGUCAUUCAUUUACUCCAUGGAACGCUGCUGCAACACAGGUCAAAUUUAAUAGAAAGAAUGAAUAUCUCAUUGCCUCUGCUCAUGACAAAGACGUCAAGAUUUGGGAUAUCAGAAAAGGUGCUCUUCCAGUGACAAGCAUUACUGCUCACUCAAAAAAGAUUUAUGGUAUUGAUUGGAGUCGACAAAAUGAUCACGAUAUUGUUACUUGUAGUCUUGACAAACUAGUCAAGUUCUGGGACAUUAAUCAUCCAACCACCGAACAAGAAACUAUCGUGACCGACACACCUAUUUGGAGAGCGAGAAAUACACCAUUUGGCAACGGUGUGUUAAUCAUGCCUCAGGGUAACGACUCAAAAUUGACAUUAUACAACAGAGCCUCACCCGAGGUCCCUGUACAUGCAUUUGAGGGUCACCAAGACACAGUUAAAGAAUUCGUGUGGCGAUGGAAAGGUGAUAUGAACGGACCAGACGGCGAUGAUCGUGAAUUUCAACUGGUCACUUGGUCCAAGGACCAAAACUUGAGACUUUGGCCUGUCUCGCCCGAAGUAAUGAAAUCCGUUGGACAUGAGCCCAGCCGGAUUAAGACCAAGUUGUCUGCACCCUCCAUCGCGUUCGGCGACAAGAAAUCCACGCGAACCUUUCGUCAGGAACCUGAUGAAAGCAAAGACAUGAAAACAAGGUCGAUAACCGGCGCUGCUGCCACACGACUGACGUCAAUGACACCCUUUCGCUCGGUUGCUCAGCACUCGACCGCAGAGCAAAACUAUAAAGAACAGAAAUACUCGGCCAUCAAUCCACUCUUGUGGAUGCAGAAUGUCAAGACUGUCGGUCCCACAGGAGAGAUACGACGUGAUGCAGCAGCAGAGCAUUCGUAUCAGUCUGUGGCGGACGAGAUGUCGACUGUCUUAAACAAGUACUUGCCUGUAGGCGUCAAGACUGAAAAGAUCAAUGCGGCGUCUCGUACGUGUACUAUUUCCCUACAUGGCCCAUGGUCCGAUACAGGCGAUGCACUCUUGCGUAUAACCAUCCGGUUCAGUCCCCAAUACCCCGAUAACAGUCCUCCUGAGUUUGACAUUCAUAAAAACAGCAUGAUAUCUAUUUAUUACCGUGCUCACAUGACUCAGGACCUGAUUGCUUUAGCAUCAAACUACACGUCUCAGAAAAAGUGGUGUCUAGAGCCUUGUAUACGGUAUCUGCUUGGUGAAAACGUUCAAGAGUCCGAAUAUGGUAUCGAUCAUCACUCUAUAGAUUCAGCCAUAAAUAACAACAAUGCCAGUCCUGGACACUGGAAGGGCGCAGCUAUCGACAUUGGAGACUCGGAUGAUGAGCUCGGACAAGGAUGGGACGCGAUGGGUGAUGAUUUUAGAUUUGGUAAGCGAGUGAGUAUGACGAGUGAACGAGGCGUUAUGGUAGACAUGUCGACGAAACAAAGUACGGAUGAAAAAGUCCCCUUUCCACGUUUAUGUGGUGGUGUGUUCUCAGGCAGUGGACAACUGAUAUGUUUCUUUUCUACCUUACGUGUGAGAGAUACAAACCGCUCCGGGAACUCAAACGCAAAGAAUGAGAAUAACCUUCAGCAGGACAACCAGUCACAUCAGAGUGGCAGAAGCAAUAGUGAAUACUUUGAAAAUACAUAUAGUGACUUUUAUCGACACCCAAGAACGUACGAACAGUUUGAAGAAUAUAAAGAAAUUGCUGCCAUGUCACGACAGGGUAAGAAUGCUACUGUACUCGUUGGAGGUAACGGUGGAGCAUUUGGUGAAUAUACUUAUGACGACGAGCAAGAUGAUAUGGAUGAUGAUCUAAACACCGUCAACAGCAGCAGUUUGAUGCAUUAUAAUACAGGAUCCAUGGCAAUGAACAGUGCGUUAGAUAGUAGCGAUAGCCUUUUGUACCAUGGAUCCAAAGCGGAUAGAAUCAGCCAUACUGUAAUGAUUGUAGACUUUUCAGAUAAAAUGCCAUACAGUCCUUGGCUUGCUAAAGAAUAUAUUUUAUCUUCUAAAGACCCAGUGGGAUCAUGUAUACACAACGCUAAAAUAUGUCAAAAGCAUGGACGACUUGAUCUUUAUAAAAUAUGGUACCUUGCUGUUGAAAUUCUUCGAGACUGUGUCCCUGAAGGUCUAGCUGAGCCUGAACGUCUUAUGCAAGAAGGCCCACAGUCACUGCCAGAUGAUAAAAAGAACAAGUUAAUAUUUAUUGAUGAUGAUACUGGACAAGAGAUGAAGCUGCCAGAAAUUAGAGCAAAAUAUGACCAUGAACCUUUGGAUUCACUAGUAGCAGCAAUAUCAACCACCAUGAAACGAGUGAAAUGGGGAAUGCACCCAUUUGGACAAAAGCUGGUUUAUAAUCUUAUACAACACUUUAUUCAAAUUGGAGAUAUUCAAACCGCUGCCAUGUUAUCAUGCAUCUUCCAAUUGUCAGCGAGUAAACCAUCCACUGCGACCAUCCUUACACACAAGCCUUCAUUGUAUUCAGAAAGAACACCCGAAGCUGUCGAACUGGACUAUUUCUCACUGAAAGCAAACCAUAAGAGCCCUUUUGAGUUUCGUGCGAAUUCAGGCCCGAAUUCAGAAGUGGCAGAAAAGAUAUAUAUAGCACCAUUUAGCUCGUCGUACGGAAAUAAAACAAGCACUUUCCUUUCCUUUCUGCUAGAAACAGAAAACAGAAGACUAUCGCCUACUAUAGACAGGAUAACAGAUACCCCUAACGACAUAGCUAUGCCCAAAAGAACGUCAAGCACACGCCUGAGUAAAUCACGAACGACGACAACGGCAAGCUAUACAAAAAAGCUAAAGAUACCAAGCAACACAGCGCCUGGCGCACGUCACACCUUAUCUCAGAGCCUAGGAUCGCACUAUUCAUCUACCUCUUCUGCACCAGCAACACCUUUACAGGAUAAAGAGGGCAAACUACUUCCUUCUUCAGCCACAACAGAAUUAAAGUUAGAGUACUCAAACUUGGAACAGUUUGACGGCGAGAAAUUUUUUGAUAGCUUCAAUCAGAUCCCACUGGUGGAUAACAAGAGUAUGGCACAGUUAGACGUGCUACGUCUUGGUUAUGCUGAUAUGCUCUACCGCUGGAACCUACUGGAACUACGAGCAGAGAUCUUAAAGUUUUUGCAUCACCAACCUUUUCCAGCUGAUUAUGAACUUGCUUCUCAGUAUGUCCAAGUAUCUUGUCAUUCGUGCGGCAUUGAGGUGUCAAAUCAUGACAAGUAUUGCCAUCAAUGCAGAAAGAUUCGUAAGGUGGUAAGAUGCAGCUACUGUCACGUCAUGGUGAAAGGCCUGAUCAACUUCUGUAUUCAUUGUGGACACGGAGGACACACGUAUCACAUGGAGGAUUGGUUUGUUACUAAUCAGCAAAUGUAUUGCAUGACGGGUUGCGGAUGCAAAUGCGCUUUAGACGCAUUUGAACUUAGAGCAUAG